Vigna umbellata (rice bean) is the source of this 673-nucleotide messenger RNA. The record is from RefSeq and is a predicted model, not a curated record. NCBI's taxonomy places the organism in Eukaryota, Viridiplantae, Streptophyta, Magnoliopsida, Fabales, Fabaceae.
UUGAAAUGAAUAUCGGAUGGAACCAGGUUUGCAGAUGAUGCAAUAGAAGACUGGGAUGGGAAUGUGUAUUUCAGCAUUGUGAGUACGAAAUUUGAUAUGCAUCAUUGGCAUCUAGAUUUCUUAGAGGCAAGACCUCAUGGACAACUUUUCAAGUACACUGCAAAAUCCAAUGAAUCUGUUCUUCUUCUCGAUAAUCUUGCCUUUGCUAAUGGAGUUGCACUCUCCAAGGACCAAGAUUUUCUUUUGAUCUGUGAAACUUGGAGAUAUAGGUGUCUGAGGUAUUGGUUAAAAGGAGAAAAGAAAGGCAAGACAGAUAUUUUCGUAGAAAACCUUCCUGGUGCACCUGAUAAUAUCAAUCUUGCUCCUGAUGGAACCUUCUGGAUCGGUUUGAUUCAGUUGAGUUCUGAAAGGCUGGAGUUUAUGUACAACUACAAGAUAACGAAGCACCUGCUAGCUGCAUCUCCAAGACUGUUUAACUUUGUGGCUGAUCUGAAGAGAAGAGCAAGGGUGGUGAAUGUGGGAACUGAUGGGAAGAUAAUUAGGAAGUUUGAAGAUGGUGAUGGGAAGGUGAUUAAUUUUGUGACUUCAGCUUUGGAGUUUGAGGAGCAUCUUUACUUAGGUAGUCUUAGUUCAAACUUUGUUGGAAAAUUACCACUGCAUGGUGCAUAGAAUG